UGCGAAUGGCAAACCCUUGUCUUGAAGAUAUAAAAUUGUAUACUACUCAGAUAAAUUCACGGUUAUCCUGAAAUUCACGCGCAUGUACUUUCUCUAAAAAUGAGGGUGCCUGGUGCCCGCAUAAUUGAAAACGUAUAGAAUGACUGGGUUAGUCUCCGUACUUCCAUCAACAGCGAGUCAUUCCGUCGCGAUGUUCGUAGCCACAAUCUUCGUGUUGAUCGCCUUCAGUCUUUUUGAAAAUGAAGUGCAAUGCUCGACAAUUCGGCGUCAAGCGUUCAGUAGGGAAGCUGAAAACUUGACGAAAGCCACGAAGAACGUAACAUUUUUGAAAAGGAUCGACAACGCGGUGAUUCGGAAUCCUCUCGGAGUCUCCACACUUCUUGAUAAUGAAAAAGAAAUUAAUUUAAGUAGUGAAACAGAGUUCAAAAAAGCAGAGGGUCUUUCAAUUUCGAAUGGGAGGAAUCAGCCGACGAAAAAUUUCAAGCGUCGCAAGCCAAAGUUUUUUGGAUCUCUGGUAUUCACACGACCGUCGAACGGCGAGAUAGCGCUGCAAUAUCUCGCUCCAGCAUAUUUCACCAGCUUCUUCAAGCCGCAAUCUCACUUUCCGUAUCUUUAUCCCGUUCCAUAUCCCGUCCCAGACAUCAUUUCAAACUUUUUUCCGAAUUUCCUGAACGGAAUUCCGACUAAGCCACCUGCCAACCAAAUCGCCACGUUGGCUCCUCGCCCCAAGCCUGUUCCUCAACAGAUUUUCAACCUUAGUACCCCGGCAGAACCUCAGGUUGUUGAUACUACUUUAGAUAAUGACAAAUUGACAACCGAAAAAGAAGGCAAUACUGAUUCAGAGCUUCAGGAACAGGCUGUGGACGACACUGAGAAAGAGAUUUCGGAAGCACAGGCUACUCAGGUGGACUUGAAACGGACCGUUCCAUCUGACGCGAAGGACGAACUGGAUAGAGAUCUCAUAAUCGCGUCGGUGAUGAACGAUGUAUCAGAAUCGAAGAGAUUGGCAUUGACAAGGAAAAAGUCAACUUCAGUUUCAUCUUCGACCCCGACGACAGUAGUAACAACUGAUGUCCCAACGAAUACCACGACGGUACCAAACGUCACGUUGUCAACGACGUCAGCAGAAAACGGUACCGAAUCGUCGACGUUUUAUGGUUAUUACGGAGGCAUGCCUCAGGACUUGGACCAUCUGGUGUUUACCACCGAAAACCCCCAGCAGAGAUACCUGGACGAUUAUUACCCGGAGAAGUUCGCCCUGCCCUUUGAGAGACCAGCGAUUUUUAAUCCCCACCCGAACGCUGAUUUGUAUCCGAGUCCUUUUGUAAAUUCGUUUUUACCCGGGGAACGGUUCCCCGAAUUCCUAAACACCGUCGAGGCCGAUCGCUACUUUUAUGAUCCUCAAAAUAAACCGAAUUUCAAUGGGUUUAGACCGAUCUUGAAAUAAAAUGAUGCUUUUCUCUCCUCGUUAAAGUACGAGGGUAUAAUUGUUUUCGACGUAUUAGUUUACGAAUUGAAUCGCUGGUAUUAAACAGAAGAUCAGUUUUUCUCAUUCAAACUUACGUAAUUGAAUUUUAUUACUUUUAACUUACAAUUCAAUAACGUUAUUCAUAUACUUAGUAUAUGUUAUGAAAUUUGUUUACUUUAUUAUUUAGAUAAUGAAUGCUCAUGGAUUAAGUUUAUCAAUAUUUGAAUACGGUUUUAGUGGUCUUAGGUAUAAUUAUAAUUCUGAACGUAUACGGUGCUGGAAAUAUUCUACAGAUAAAUAUCAAUUUUUGCACAAAAUAAAGA
This is a messenger RNA of Diprion similis, 1791 nucleotides long. RefSeq lists its product as uncharacterized. The record is from RefSeq and is a predicted model, not a curated record. The coding region runs from base 140 to 1447 and encodes 435 amino acids. Lineage: Eukaryota; Metazoa; Arthropoda; Insecta; Hymenoptera; Diprionidae. The transcript is spliced from 3 exons.